AUGGCCUUCAAGGCCACGGGAAGGCCUUCGAGGCCACGGGAAGGCCUUCAAGGCCACGGGAAGGCCUUCAAGGCCACGGGAAGGUCUUCAAGGCCACGGGAAGGUCUUCAAAGUCACGGGAAGGUCUUCAAGGCCACGGGAAGGCCUUCAAGGCCACGGAAAGGCCUUCAAGGCCACGGGAAGGCCUUCAAGGCCACGGGAAGGCCUUCAAGGCCACGGGAAGGCCACGGGAAGGUCUUCAAAGCCACGGGAAGGUCUUCAAGGCCACUGGAAGGUCUUCAAGGCCACGGGAAGGCCUUCAAGGCCACGGGAAGGCCUUCAAGGCCACGGGAAGGCCUUCAAGGCCACGGGAAGGCCUUCAAGGCCACGGGAAGGCCUUCAAGGCCACGGGAAGGCCUUCAAGGCCACGAGAAGGCCUUCAAGGCCACGGGAAGGCCUUCAAGGCCACGGGAAGGCCUUCAAGGCCACGGGAAGGCCUUCAAGGCCACGAGAAGGCCUUCAAUGCCACGGGAAGGCCUUCAAGGCCACGGGAAGGCCUUCAAGGCCACGGGAAGGCCUUCAAGGCCACGGGAAGGCCUUCAAGGCCACGGGAAGGCCUUCAAGGCCACGGGAAGGCCUUCAAGGCCACGGGAAGGUAGGUCUUCAAGGCCACGGGAAGGCUUUCAAGGCCACGGGAAGGCCUUCAAGGCCACGGGAAGGCCUUCAAGGCCACGGGAAGGCCUUCAAGGCCACGGGAAGGCCUUCAAGACCACGGGAAGGCCUUCAAGGCCACGGGAAGGCCUUCAAGGCCCCGGGAAGGCCUUCAAGGCCGAGGACUACCAUGGUCAUAUCACCUCUUGUCUAACAACUUCGAUUCUCUACCUCUCCGUGGUGCUAGCUAGGGUACGAGCAACCUUGACGAAGAUCGUUUACCCAACCUCGGUAAGUACGCGUCUGUACUUCAUGUCAGGGAUGGCGUGCGGAGUGCAACGACGUCCUGAUGGUUUUUGGGACCCAACACAGCAACAUCACGACGGUCCUCCUGCGAGAUAG
This is a messenger RNA of Uranotaenia lowii, 1032 nucleotides long. Its product is annotated as ribosomal large subunit pseudouridine synthase B-like. Lineage: Eukaryota; Metazoa; Arthropoda; Insecta; Diptera; Culicidae. The transcript is spliced from 3 exons. The record is from RefSeq and is a predicted model, not a curated record. The coding region runs from base 1 to 1032 and encodes 343 amino acids.